Messenger RNA from Phytophthora sojae, 1905 nucleotides. RefSeq lists its product as hypothetical. Bases 1 to 1905 code for a protein of 634 amino acids. NCBI's taxonomy places the organism in Eukaryota, Oomycota, Peronosporomycetes, Peronosporales, Peronosporaceae. Gene Ontology annotation, molecular function: O-methyltransferase activity. The transcript has 2 exons. The record is from RefSeq and is a predicted model, not a curated record.
AUGCUGCUCCGUCCAGAGCCUCGGCAGUACGUGAGUCUGUACAAUUACGUGGCGUUGGAGGAGAGCGAGCUGCCCAAGCUGUGGCGUCGACUGCUGGGUGGCUGGAAGGCGCUGGGUGUGAGCGGCAGGGUUUACCUGUCGCCCGAAGGGAUCAAUGGGCAAUUGGUGUUGCCUCAGAGCAGUCUGGAGGCUCUUGCAGCUUCGUUCCCACAGGUUUUUACGGGUGACAACAUGUUCUACGGUCAAUUGCUGCCUCCGAUGGAUGGAGAGAGUGACGCCCCAUUCUCCAAGUUGACAGUGAGGAUUCGGAAGCAGUUGGUGCAUGACGGAUUCGAGAGAGGAGCGCUGAAUCUAAAGGACUCGGGCGAUUCCUUGCCGCCCGACCAGUGGCACGACAAACUCAAGACCAGGAACGAGACACAAGACUCCGACACGCUCGUGCUCGACGUCAGGAACUUCUACGAGCACGAGAUCGGACGCUUCGACGGCGCCACCAGGAUCAUGGUCGACACCUUCCGAGACACGUUCGACGCGCUGGACGAGAUCCUCGAGAAGCACGAGCAGCAGCACGACGGACAGAAGCCCAAACAGGUCAUGAUGUACUGCACCGGAGGCAUCCGGUGCGAGAAGGUGGGCGCGUACCUGACGCAGUACAAGGGCAUCUCGAACGUGCAUAAACUGCAUGGCGGCAUCGUCAACUACAUGCGGUUUCUCAAGGAGCAGCGGCAGGCGGCCGCGGAGGCGCGAGCUCGCUCGGCUGCUGCUGAUGAUGUUGCAGAAGAAGACGAAAAGGAGAUUUCUCUGUUCAAGGGCAAGAACUUCGUGUUCGACCAGCGCUGUGUGGGUGAGUUGACGGAGUCGGAGGAGGUGACGGACGAUGUGCUGGGCAAGUGUUUCCAGUGCGGCGAGCCGUGCAACCACCACACCAACUGCAGCAACUUGAUGUGCGGUGGUCUAAUUCUCCAGUGUCAAGCCUGCGCUGCGAGUCUCCUGGGAGCUUGCAGUGAGCCGUGCAAGCUAGAAGUCAUGAAAAUGAACUCGAUGACGACGCAGCAGCAGAAGGAGUACCGCAAGCAGCGGGCGAUGCAAUGGAUGCCACCGAUUCCGAACGCUCUGUCCAAGUACGUCACCAAGCGAUCAAGAUCUGCAGUCGCUAGAAAUCUCCACACACAACGACACUUCUCAUCCUCACGAACUCUCUGCAAGAGCAUCGACGAUUCAGCGCUUCAGAACGACUACGUCUACAGGCAAAGCACCGCUCUCACCGACGACGCAUUGCUCCGAGACCUGCGUGAGGAAACUGCUCGGACGUGGCCCAAGGCCGAGCAGCUCAUCGACGAGAUGCACGGCAAGUUCCUCUCGUUUCUGGUGCAGACCACGCCAGCCAGGCGAGUGCUGGAGAUCGGCUGCUUCACCGGUUACUCGGCGCUAUGCCUCGCGAACGGCUUGGCUCCUGACGGCUCGCUCGUCACAUGCGACAUCGACGCUGACACCAUGCAGUUCGCCCAGCGGUUCUUCGACAGAAGCUCGCGCGCGGCUCAAAUCUCAGCCGUGAACCAGGACGGCCUCGAGUACCUCACGACUCUUGCAUCAAGCGCCCAGCAGCAGCCGUUCGACUUCAUCUUUGUAGACGCCAACAAGCGCAAGUACAAGGCCUACUACGACUUCAUCCUGGAACACAAGCUGCUGCAUCCCGCAGGGCUCUUGGUCUUCGACAACACGCUGUUCCGGGGUCGAGUAGCCGCCUACGACAGCGGAUUGGCGAGCAACAAGGAGCGCAUCGCUCGAGGCCUGGCAGAGUUCAACAGCUACGUGGCUCAAGACCCGCGCUCGACGCAGAUGGUCAUGCCGCUCUGGGACGGCCUCACUCUCGUGAAGCAGACUCCAAAUUGGGACGAGGCAUAA